Paramuricea clavata is the source of this 354-nucleotide messenger RNA. The record is from the annotation of a GenBank genome assembly. NCBI's taxonomy places the organism in Eukaryota, Metazoa, Cnidaria, Anthozoa, Malacalcyonacea, Plexauridae.
AUGGGAAACUGCACAGAUACCAUGUUUGCUGAUCAUGAAGGGAAAUCCAUCCUUGAGUUUAAACAGAGCAACUUAACUGCUUUGUCCGCAAUAGAUGAAGAUUCUCUGGACAAAUGGUUUGAGCUGCAUUUCACCUCUGGUGCAGUAGUGAAAGCGCAAUUGUGCGAAGAUCAUGUUAUUGCUGCAUUUUACAAUAAUGCGUGCAUAUAUGGUUCGCUUGGAAAGGAAUUGUGUGUUGCCCUAGGUAUAGCACUGGCUGAUGGGGGCUGCGAAGCAGUGGUGGAGGGGUUUUACAGUGUCAUUGGUGCUCAUAAAAAUAAUGGAGGGCAAAGCAAUGAUGUUUUGGUAAAGUGA